Molecule: messenger RNA, 3345 nt
Organism: Abrus precatorius (Indian licorice)
Lineage: Eukaryota; Viridiplantae; Streptophyta; Magnoliopsida; Fabales; Fabaceae
Product: homeobox-leucine zipper protein HDG2-like
Exons: 13
Coding region: 648-2930 (760 amino acids)
Biological process (GO): regulation of DNA-templated transcription
Molecular function (GO): lipid binding; DNA-binding transcription factor activity, RNA polymerase II-specific; DNA binding
Source: RefSeq, a predicted model, not a curated record
UCUGCAAUUACUCUUCGCUGCCACAUUUUCCUCUAUCUGUUCCCCACUUCCCUCCUUCAAUGCCUUUGUCCCUUUCUCUUCUCUUCUUCUUCCUCUCCUCUCUGUAAACACCACUUUCUUACCAUUUCACCAACUUCACUCACCCUAUCCCUUUUUCAUCACCUUUCUAGUCCCAAUACAGAUCUAGCUACACCUUCAUCUCCAACUACUAUUAUCACUCACUCUCACUCGUAAGUUUUAAAUCCAAUAUCUUUCAAAACUUGCUUCCAUUCUUUCAUCAUAUUCCUUCGGUUCUCUAACUCUAAGAUCACUUUUUUUUUCCCGAAGUGAAAGCUGCUUAGUACAUUUUCCCUUUUUCAUGUUUUUAGUGAGUUGGUUCAUCACCACUUGCUAGGGCUUGUUGGGUGUGAAAGGGAACGUGAUUAGGUUUGCAAGAAAAAGAUAUACUGAAAUAUUGGAAGCGUUGUAGGAAUCUCCGAGAUCUUCUGACACACUGACUUCGCUUUGACACUGCCAGCUCACAGAAUCCACAAGCUCGGCCUCUUUAAGUUCGUUUUCUCUAUCCAAGAACGUUGCGGGGUAGAAGAAAGAGAGAGAGGUACGAUUCUAUGUGUACUAGUCGGUGGUGGUUUUAUGGUAUGUAAAAUAUGCUAGCCGGUGUUAUUAUUCCGGCGAGAAACAUGCCAUCCAUGAUUACAAGGAUCAACAACGGUGGUGGGUUUGGAUCAUCUUCAGCUCUCACUCUUGGCCAGCCAAACCUAAUGGAAGCUGGUCAGCUCCAUCCACUGGAGAUGGGUCAGAACACUUCGGAGAGUGAUGUUCCUCGAAUCCGUGAAGAUGAGUUCGAUAGUGCUACAAAGUCUGGUAGUGAAAACCAUGAAGGUGCUUCUGGUGAAGACCAAGAUCCUCGUCCCAAAAAGAAGCGUUAUCACCGCCACACUCAACACCAGAUCCAGGAAAUGGAAGCUUUCUUCAAGGAGUGUCCACACCCAGAUGACAAGCAAAGGAAGGAACUAAGUAGAGAGUUAGGGUUAGAACCAUUGCAGGUUAAGUUUUGGUUCCAGAACAAGCGCACUCAAAUGAAGACUCAACAUGAGCGCCAUGAGAACACACAGCUUAGAGCUGAAAAUGAGAAGCUUCGUGCAGAUAACAUGAGGUAUAGGGAAGCUCUUAGCAAUGCCUCGUGUCCUAAUUGUGGUGGACCAACCGCUAUAGGAGAAAUGUCAUUCGAUGAACAUCACUUGAGGCUUGAAAAUGCAAGGCUAAGAGAAGAGAUUGAUCGGAUUUCAGCAAUUGCUGCCAAGUAUGUAGGGAAGCCAGUGGUGAACUAUUCAAAUAUUUCCCCUUCUCUCCCUCCUCGUCCACUAGAACUUGGAGUUGGUGCUGGUUUUGGUGGCCAGCCAGGGAUUGGUGUGGACAUGUAUGGAGCUGGAGAUCUUCUGAGGUCAAUUAGUGGACCCACCGAAGCUGAUAAACCAAUAAUAAUAGAGCUAGCUGUUGCAGCUAUGGAGGAGCUCAUUGGAAUGGCACAAAUGGGUGAGCCUCUUUGGUUAACUACCCUUGAUGGCACUGCCACUAUGCUAAAUGAGGAUGAAUACAUCAGGUCCUUUCCCCGAGGAAUUGGCCCAAAACCUACUGGCUUCAAAUGUGAAGCUUCAAGAGAAACCGCUGUUGUUAUCAUGAACCAUGUCAACCUUGUUGAGAUUCUCAUGGAUGUGAACCAAUGGUCCACAGUUUUCUCUGGCAUAGUCUCAAGAGCCAUGACUCUAGAAGUGCUAUCAACAGGGGUGGCCGGGAACUACAAUGGUGCCUUACAAGUGAUGACAGCAGAAUUACAACUUCCUACACCUCUUGUGCCAACUCGUGAGAGUUAUUUUGUGAGGUAUUGUAAACAACAUGCCGAUGGGACUUGGGCUGUUGUGGAUGUGUCUUUGGAUAAUUUGCGCCCAAGUCCUUCAGCGAGAUGUAGAAGAAGACCUUCUGGUUGCUUAAUUCAAGAAAUGCCAAAUGGAUAUUCAAAGGUCACAUGGGUUGAGCAUGUGGAAGUGGAUGAUAGAGGAGUUCAUAGUCUUUACAAGCAGCUUGUUAGCUCUGGACAUGCAUUUGGCGCAAAACGUUGGGUUGCAACCUUAGAUCGACAGUGUGAAAGGCUUGCUAGCGCCAUGGCAACAAACAUUCCCACCGUAGAUGUUGGCGUGAUAACAAACCAAGAAGGGAGGAAGAGUAUGAUGAAACUGGCUGAAAGAAUGGUAAUAAGCUUUUGUGCUGGAGUGAGUGCUUCCACUGCUCACACAUGGACUACACUCUCUGGGACCGGAGCCGAUGAUGUAAGAGUGAUGACUCGAAAGAGUGUAGAUGACCCUGGAAGACCCCCUGGCAUCGUUCUCAGUGCUGCCACUUCUUUUUGGCUACCAGUUCCACCCAAAAGGGUUUUUGACUUUCUCCGUGACGAGAACUCUAGAAAUGAGUGGGAUAUUCUUUCCAAUGGUGGAGUUGUCCAAGAAAUGGCACACAUUGCAAAUGGCCGUGAUACUGGAAACUGUGUGUCUCUACUUCGAGUAAAUAGUGCCAAUUCAAGCCAGAGCAACAUGUUGAUUUUACAAGAGAGUUGCACCGAUUCGACGGGCUCUUUUGUGAUUUAUGCUCCAGUAGAUAUUGUGGCCAUGAAUGUAGUUCUAAAUGGAGGAGACCCAGAUUAUGUUGCCCUUCUUCCUUCAGGGUUUGCUAUUCUCCCAGAUGGGACAACAGUGCAUGGAAGUGGCAUUGGUGAAACUGCGCCUGGUGGAUCUCUUUUAACUGUUGCAUUUCAAAUAUUGGUUGAUUCAGUUCCAACUGCUAAGCUUUCUCUUGGAUCUGUUGCUACUGUUAAUAAUCUUAUUGCCUGCACUGUUGAGAGAAUCAAGGCUUCCUUAUCUGGUGAAUCAGCUUGAACUUCAAAAGACUAAUGGAUUGGGUGGUUAAAAGAAGGAUAAAAGGGAUGCAUUGCAUUAUGGAAAGUGAAAAGGUAGUGAGCAAGCAACUUCGGCUUAUAUUACAAAGAUGGGAGAAGUCAAGAGCGCACCUUGCAUGAUCCCUUCUCAGCACCCCAAUAGUGUUCUGAGAGGAUUAAGGUUCGGGAAUUGACUUCCCUAGAUAUAGUAAACGUUAAGAGCUCAUAUAUUAAGACCUUGCAACCCUUAAAUUUACCAUUAAUCUCAGACUAAAAAUAUAAAUAUAUAGCUAGGAUUAACCUUUUGGGUGACUGGGGUUUAGCUUUAAUGUGUAAACUCUUAUUUUCCUUCUUCAAUUGUGAUUUGUGUGAUUUAGAAGUAGCACCGGCACUAGUUGGUGGGAAGUUUGCAUCUA